Fimicolochytrium jonesii is the source of this 966-nucleotide messenger RNA. Its product is annotated as pyridoxamine 5'-phosphate oxidase-domain-containing protein. Bases 105 to 800 code for a protein of 231 amino acids. Gene Ontology annotation, molecular function: FMN binding. The transcript is spliced from 3 exons. The record is from RefSeq and is a predicted model, not a curated record. Lineage: Eukaryota; Fungi; Chytridiomycota; Chytridiomycetes; Spizellomycetales; Powellomycetaceae.
CCGCCUUCUCUGGCCUUCUCUCACGCUCGCCCUCCUCAAAAACAACCCCCUGCGCUGUACAGACGCUCCCUCUUUGAGACGCAAAAGCAGUCCAUACACCGGAAAUGGCUACCACAGCAGCGAAAGCCUUCCCAUGGCUCGAAAGCCUCCAACGCUCCCUCGACAACAAUCCCGACCCGACCUCACGAUGGCCCUCUCUCGCAACAAUCAACGCAAAGACCCAGCCAACGGCCCGCAUAGUCGCCUUCCGCGGUUUCGUGAAAGAUCACAUAGACGAAGCUGCCCAGAAAAACAUCAACCCAGCUAUCCUGAACUCGAUUAUUUUCACUACCGACGCGCGAAGUGCCAAGAUUGAAGAGUUGCAGCAGAGGAGAGACGCGGCGCUUUGUUGGUACUUUCAGGAUACGAGGGAACAACAUAGGUUUCAGGGCACGAUGAGGAUUGUGGCGGGCCCGGAAUGGGAGUGGAGGGAGAAGGAGUUGAGUGGUUGGAAUGAUUGUGGGGUGGAUUGGGAGGAGGUUCGACGCGCGGAGUAUGCCAAAAUGUCACCCACAAUGAAAGCCACCUUCACCCACCCACCCCCCAAAUCCCCGCUCCUGGCAAACACCGCCUACGAAGCCGCACUCACCGACACCGCCUCGCCCGCCCAGCACGCCGCCGCGCUCAAGAAUUUCGCGCUGCUGGUGUUCAAGGUGCAUGAAGCGGAUCGAUUGGAUCUGAGGCCGCAGCCGUAUCUGAGGGAGUUGGGAGGGAGCAGGGAGGGGAGCGAGGAGUGGGAGAGUGCUGAGGUGUGUCCCUGAGCAUUCCCCUCGUUAAAGCGACGGUCGAUAGGAAACGGCGUAUUGUUUUUUGUAUCACCUGUAUAGCAGAUAGGGUUUUCUCUCUCAAUACAAAGCAUUCAUACUAUUCCACGACGGGCCCCCCCUCACCAUAUCUUCCCUCAACAGACCCACCACGACAUCAACU